AUGUGGAAAAAGACAAGAACGAAAAAACGUGUCACGAUAACUCCGCAAGAACACAACAUCCACAAAUCUUUAAGAUUUAUCUUCGUGGUUGCACAAAUAUUCGGGUUCUUUCCUGUUCAAGGGGUCCUGAGCAAGACGCCGAAUUCCGUGGGCUUUUCCUGGAUGUCUGUACGAAUUUUAUCAGCAAUUUUGACAUGCACUGGUGGUUUUUUGGUGGCUCUGGGUCAUAUAAGACACAUGAUACUUACUGAGUAUGAUCAAUUUGAAAUGAAUGGUGUAAUUUUUUACACUUGCGGAUGCCUCUCGUGCAUAUAUUUCAUUAAAAUGGCUACCGAGUGGCCUCAAAUUAUUUUAAAAUGGCAAGAAGUCGAUAUAGCUAUGGCAACAUAUGGCUGGCCCCGGAACUUGAAUCGGAGAAUAAAAAUUGUGUCUGCUGUAUUUUUACUGUUGGAAACUGCUGAACAUUUUUCCAUUCAAGCGAACAAACUAAUAGUGGCAGUUCAAUGUAAAGGGUCACUCGCUAAAGGUUUUGAACAUUUUACAGUCAAUAUGUCUUUCCCUGUCAUAUUUGACGUAAUAAAACCUUUUUAUUCGCCUUGGUUGGGUCUAGUUUUUCAGUUUGUUAACACGCGAAUGGCUUUCUCUUGGACUUUUAUUGACCUGUUUAUAAUAUUAAUCAGUUGUGCGCUGGCUAUGAGGUUUGGACAAAUCAAUUAUAGGGUUCGUUGCUUGAAAAACAUGAAAGUACAAUCAGAACGAAGCUGGGGCUCUGUUAACGAAGACUAUAACAGAAUGUGUCAAUUAUGUGCCCUUCUCGACGACAAAAUGUCAUUUCUCAUACUUAUAUCAUUUUUUAAUAACUUUUAUUUCAUUAUAUUUCAAGUGUUUGGAAGCUUAAAUUUACACAAAGCUACAGCACUGGAAGUAAUCUAUUAUUACAUUUCAUUAGGACUAUUAUUGUUACGCAUAGUUUCAAUAUGUUUGUAUGGCAGCUGGAUACACGAGGAAAGUAAAAAAGGUGUGGAAUUAAUUUCUUCUAUUUCUCCAGAAUUUUACAACAGGGAGAUACUGAGAUUCAUGCAAAGUAUUAAGUAUCAAGCGGCUGGACUUACAGGAAAAAAGUUCUUCAAAAUAUCAAGACAACUUGUAUUAAAGAUAGCCAGCGCUGUAGUCACAUAUGAGUUAGUAGUUAUACAAUUUAGUAGAAAUGCAGAAACAAAAGAUGAACCAUCAAAAAAUUCAAUUUGCUCUUCUCCGGCCGACGUCACCGACAAUGAGUCAUCAUCGCCGUGCAUAGAACCCAUAGGCGUCGUACCGGGGCGGUGUAUGGGUUAA
Molecule: messenger RNA, 1335 nt
Organism: Zophobas morio
Lineage: Eukaryota; Metazoa; Arthropoda; Insecta; Coleoptera; Tenebrionidae
Product: gustatory receptor for sugar taste 64f-like
Exons: 8
Coding region: 1-1335 (444 amino acids)
Biological process (GO): detection of chemical stimulus involved in sensory perception of taste; sensory perception of chemical stimulus
Cellular component (GO): membrane
Molecular function (GO): taste receptor activity
Source: RefSeq, a predicted model, not a curated record